AUGUCUUCGUCCGACUCUUCCAGCAUUGCAGAGGUUGUUUUUAUAUCUCAGAGCGUGAGAACGAACUACACCAUCGACAUGUUGAUUGCGACGCUGCUUGUGUAUGACGCGCUUCUCUGCGUAGACAUGGAAGUCCGAUACGUCUGGCGGGCACCCAAGGCUUCGCGCAAGCUCUCGCGGUUACUGUACAUAUACAACAGGUACAUGUCCAUACUAUGGAACCUUCUCUCACUUGGGACUAUUGGCGCAAUUUCGGACACCGUACACAUCCUGGGCACUCCUGAAACCGUUCCGCCGAGCAGAUGUACUGCACUCAAUUGGCUCGACAUCAUCUUAAACAAUCUGACCAUGCUCGGGCCUGCAGCCUUCACCACCCUGAGAGUCUAUGCGCUCUCCGGGAGGAACAAGAUGUUGACCGGUGCUGUACUGCUGUUGAGCAUGGGCCCGUUCCUCGUCAAUAUGAGCACAGUGUACCAGCUUGUACCAAGCAAUCUACCACCGCCCAUACUGGUAGCCCUGAACAUAGCAGACAUGGUCAUUGUCGUAUUAUUGUUAAACCAAUCAGAUGUGGCCAAUGCAUUUAACUAUGUUGACUUCUUCAUUGACCCCAUCAGCUCAAUCUUGAACUCCCGCUUUCUGCUCGCCCUCUACGAGACAAAUGCCCGCCUUGAAAGAGGAGGAUCCUCUGUUUCGUCAUUUUCGACACUCGAUUUCGGCGAAGCCGAUCCGAGAGCGGCGGGGUCUCCGGAGCUCCCGGAAUUCCUCCACUCUCUCGCCAGUCCCAUCCAUUCCUUCCCCGACCAUGAUCCGGAGCUGUUUGACCCGGAGCCGGCAACGGUACAGCAAGAUCCAGGGCACGAGGGGGAGGUGGGCACGGAAUCUAAACUUGAAGUGGGGGCACAGGCGAAGAAACCGGGAGAUGUAGAGGAGGCCACUGGUGAGGUUGAAGGGCCGGCGCGAGUGUGA
Trametes versicolor FP-101664 SS1 is the source of this 966-nucleotide messenger RNA. RefSeq lists its product as uncharacterized. NCBI's taxonomy places the organism in Eukaryota, Fungi, Basidiomycota, Agaricomycetes, Polyporales, Polyporaceae. The coding region runs from base 1 to 966 and encodes 321 amino acids. The record is from RefSeq and is a predicted model, not a curated record. The transcript has 9 exons.